AUGGCAGAUGCCAAGGGACGUAAGACUCUGGUUCAGAGCUUGCGCCAGAAGCUGAAGACACAGUUUGUCGACACGUCAAAUUAUGACGACAUCAUUGUGGAAACUAAAAUCCGAGAGUGGCUCAAUAACCACGCCUGCCAUGCGCAGGAGAAAGUGACGAAAAAGCGUAUGCAUGUUUCUGGCAAGCCCAAUGCCUUCAAGGUGUGGGAUACGCUGGAGAGGGACAAGGUGACUGAGGCCGCGCGAGCACUCGCGGCAGAUAAGGGUUGCAAUGUCUCCAAGGUGUGGAGAGUUGCAUGGAGUGCCAAAUGGGCAAAACUGUCCGAGGAGGAGCAGAAGGUGUAUGAGGAAAAGGCGAAAAGUUGGCGCAAUGGCACUCUGGAUGAUAAGAUGAAAAUGAAGCUGAGGGAGCAGCGAAUGAUGCAAUAUCUGAAGAAGUUUGCCAAGACUAUGUGGGACACCAUGGGCAUUCGCAUGGCAUUCAUGCUAGCAUAUCCAAAGGAAGCGGGGAGUCUGAAGGUAGAGAUGGUGGAGGUCAACCACGCCAUCACCAAUGGAACUCCAUUCGGGGCCUAUCCUGGGUGGCUGCGUGCUUACCAGCCUCUAGCAAAGGUGUUCUCUGAGUGGGCCAAAGGCGAAUAUGAUGUGACUGAGACUACGGUGACGGUGAAGAAGACACCUGCCGAUUGCAUGCGGGCCAUGGACAAGAUUCGGUUGAUGGCCAAUGGUUUUCCUCUGCUCCCCUCGGUGCCCGAAGGUAUGGCGGAAGCGCCUCUCAAGGUGAUGAAGGUACAAGUUCGAGACUUCAUGAAUCAUCACUAUGCAUUGGCGAAGGGUGUUCGGAACUGCAAGUCACCAUGGACGAAGCUGAACAGCAUAGACGACAUCAAUGAGGUUAUUCCAGCAGAGAUGCUACCUGAGAACUUCCAGUGGAUCGAUCCCUCAAAGAUGACAAGUGUUCCCGUUUGUGCCCUCCUCGACCACUGGUGGGCACGCCAAGAGGAACAUGGACCUGAGCAGACCAUGCGAUUCACCCAGUACUUCGACAAGGAUGGCGAAGCUGCUCCCGCCAAGUAUGAUCCUCUUCCACCACUUGACGGAUCAGCACAGGCAUUAGAAGAAGGAUCUGAACAUGAGGUCCAAGAAGCACUCACACCUAAGAAGGCGGGGAAGGCGAAGAAGAAGGGUAAACCUGUGCGCAAGGUCACGGGAAAGGUGGCAUCGAAGGCGACAAAGGGCAAAGCGGCCCCUGGCGGAGCCAAAGGCGGUGGGCGUAAAUGCAAGACGAAAGAUGCAUACGACUCGGAAGAUGAUGCCAGAAGCAGCCAAGACUCUGAUCGGAGUUCGCCAGAUAUACCCAGCAUGGCUUCCGAAGAAGAUAUGGCCAGCGAUGAAGAUUCAGGGGAUGGCGAGAGCGUGAUUGCGAAUAAAGUGAAGGGCAAGGCAGUCGCCACCACCAAUGGACGUAAGGCUAACAAUGGUGGUGCACCUCAAGCGAGUGGUAGCAGCGGUGCCAAGACAAAGGCAAAGCGAGGUCUCCAAGACCUUCCUCUGGGUGAACUGCACAGAUUUGACACAGAGGAGACCGAUGAAGCAUCGAGUGAACUGGAGCCCAGUACAAAGGAGCUCAGGCUUGAGCUUCAAGGCCGAGCCCCACGUCUCACUGGCGGGAGUACUGUGGGGAGUACUGUGCCCCACCUCGUGAAAAGGAGAGACGUGUUUCUCGCCACCCUUUCCGUCGAACCGCGAUACCAGGAUAUGCUGAAGGAAGUCAAGAUUGCGACUGUGCCCCAGGUGUAUCGUUUUGCCAGGUAUGAUCCGAUUCCCUGGAGCGAAUGGUCAUAUGGCCAGCGCUACCUCCCGCCGUCAUUUCAUGUGGUGGACAACUUUGACAUCGUCGAGAACUGGUUGGGCGACAAACCAUGGCUGACAAAAUAUCGGUUCUUACAUCCACAGGGCUUCAUUGAGGAGGGCAAACCGACCAACCUUUCCGACUAUGUGGUGAACUCGGCGAUCUCAUUUGACGCAGUAGAGCAGCUGCUUUGCUGUUGCGAGAUCAUUACCUUGGACAUGGUGGAAGGGAACGUCACCCAUGCCAUGGUGAAGCCAGUGAGCAAGCCUGCCAUACGCGGUGCCCCACAAGGUGGCGAUGGCCUUGGGGGCCAGGAGGAGCAGGAAGGUGAUGCCUCUGCAAGAACUCACGAUGGCGCUGCUACUGCUGCCAAAGUUCACAAGGCUCACCAGCCUGCCCCCAUGGCUGACAAACCAAUCAUUCCAAGUGGAGGAGACGAAGGGCCGAGCCAGGAGACCAGUGGUGGGGCCUCUGACGAUGGCGAAGAGGACGAUGCACACUUGUCCAUACCUAGCAGUGGUGCUGAACGACCGCCACCGCCUUCGUUUAUACCUAAGAUGAGGAAGGCCGCAGCCACGAAAGACAGUCUGUCAGGUCAAGCCAAAGUGCUCCAGGGAAGGUUGAUCACUGAUGCCCUUCAGAGUAAUAUCCCCGGCAGGAUCACUCGCAGUCAGCGUCAAGCGAUGGAUGAGUCGCCUGCCAAGAAUACCCGCAGUCAGCAUCCACUAGGAGCUGUGAAAGAUUUGAAGAAGCUUCCUGAUCCAAAGCGGAAACGUCAACCAGCACGUCCCGAGCCCGAUGGCGAAGACAGCUCUGGUGAAGACAAUCCGCCACCUCGGAAGCGUGGACGUGGUACUCGGGACGAGUUGGUAGUGGCCUCGCCGAGGAAGAAGAAUGCGAGGGCCGAGGACUCGGAUGAUGGUGACAAGCCUCCCACAAAGCGAAGACGAGCUCUGCCUCAGACCCCGGAGGUCAAGGACAAGGGAGAAACCAAGCUGAAGCCGGUCCGUCUGGGGAAAGCAGCCGCCAAAGUGAAAGAGAGUGGCCAAGUUGGCGCAGGUCGCAAGACCCGCAGUGGCGGCACCAGACCUUGA
Sparassis crispa is the source of this 2946-nucleotide messenger RNA. RefSeq lists its product as hypothetical. The record is from RefSeq and is a predicted model, not a curated record. Lineage: Eukaryota; Fungi; Basidiomycota; Agaricomycetes; Polyporales; Sparassidaceae. The transcript has 8 exons. Bases 1 to 2946 code for a protein of 981 amino acids.